AAUAUAUUUAAACUGACUCCGGUUCUAAACAUAUGGUUUGGUAUAAGAUGAAAGAGGAUGCAAUAUAUCUAACCCUGGUCUAACCUCGACAUACAGGUGUCCUCAACCUCUAGUCUCGAGCAUCCUCUUCCAGAAUGUUGAAGCAGAAGGGUGAGAUGAAUUUUCUGCACAAAUUUUGCGAUGACACGCUAAAUUUGCAAACAUUGACUGCAAACCAGUUCUUUGGGAUUUGGGAGCAUUAUGACACGGACGGGAAUGGAUUUAUAGAAGAGAAUGAAUUGGUCGAAUUUCUCCGGGAGUUCAUUGACUCUGUCUCUUCAAAGGAUGAACUUCAGCAGAUUUCUGACUCUGAAAUAGAAAACCUGAAAGAAAUGUUUCUGGAGACUUAUGAUACAAACAAGGAUGGAAGGAUUGAUAUCAGAGAGUUGGCGCAACUUCUACCGAUGGAAGAGAACUUUCUUCUUCUCUUUAGAUUCGAUAAUCCGCUGGACUCUAGUGUAGAGUUUAUGAAGAUAUGGAAUGAAUAUGAUUCUGAUGGAAGUGGAUUUCUCGAAGCAAAUGAAUUGAAGAAUUUUCUCCGAGAUCUUCUGAGAACUACCCACAGGGGUCAAGGCGUACAUGAGGAUCAGCUUAUAAUGUACACUGACGUAAUGCUGCAGAUGUUUGACUCUAACAAGGAUGGAAAGCUCCAACUGUCUGAAAUGUCCCAAUUGCUGCCUGUGAAAGAGAAUUUUCUAACUCGUCAAAUGUUUACGGGAACCAAUACAAUUACGAGAGAAGAUAUUGAACAUGUAUUCGCAUUGUAUGAUAGAGAUUGUAACGGGUAUAUAGAGAAUGACGAGCUGACAGGAUUUCUAAAGGAUAUGCUGGAACUUAUAAAAAAGGAUUAUGAUUGCACUGAUAUAAGUGAUUUCUACGACACUAUAAUGAAAGGAUGUGACACUAACAGGGAUGGAAGAGUUUCAAAAAAGGAGCUCACGAUGGUUCUUCUUGCAAUCUCUCAAAUCUAAUUUCAUGUUUUUACAUUUAUUUUAAAAUAUUCCUUAAACUUCAAAAUACAGGGUUAACCACAAAGGAUGAGACGUU
This is a messenger RNA of Eurytemora carolleeae, 1086 nucleotides long. RefSeq names its product calbindin-32. NCBI's taxonomy places the organism in Eukaryota, Metazoa, Arthropoda, Copepoda, Calanoida, Temoridae. Gene Ontology annotation, biological process: regulation of long-term synaptic potentiation; regulation of presynaptic cytosolic calcium ion concentration. The transcript has 13 exons. The record is from RefSeq and is a predicted model, not a curated record. Gene Ontology annotation, cellular component: cytosol; terminal bouton; nucleus. Bases 135 to 1010 code for a protein of 291 amino acids. Gene Ontology annotation, molecular function: calcium ion binding.